AUGUCUUUUUCGAAUCUUGUCUCCGAUAUCGCCUUUCGAGACUCCAAUGCGGAUGAUCGCUCCCAGAUCUCCCACGCCCAAUCCCGUACAGCUCGAUCAUACACGAGUACGACAGCCACCAGCGUCAGCAUCUCAGGGGACAUUUCUAGCCAACUUCAUGCUGGCUAUAGCCACCCGUUGACCCGGUCAUGGCAGGCAGAGAGGCAACUGACCAAGGACAUGCUCAUCUACCCGCUCUUCAUUACCGACAAUCCUGAUGAAGAGACUGCUAUCCCCUCAUUGCCCAACCAAUACCGUCGGGGUAUCAACCGUCUCGUCCCGUUCCUGACCCCACUCGUUCGGAAAGGAUUGCGAUCGGUGAUGUUGUUCGGUGUGCCGCUCCAACCAUCGGCCAAGGAUGCGCUCGGAACCGCUGCCGAUGACCCGUCCGGCCCGGUUAUUCAAGCAAUUCGCCUUCUCCGUACUCGACUCCCCCAACUCUAUAUCACGACGGACGUUUGUCUUUGCGAAUACACAUCACACGGUCAUUGCGGUAUUCUUACCGAAGAUGGAACACUGGACAAUGCACAAUCCGUUGAUCGUAUUUCGGAUGUGGCCCUGGCCUAUGCUGUUGCUGGCGCUCACUGCGUUGCUCCAUCAGACAUGAACGACGGAAGAGUGCGGGCCAUUAAGCUUAAAUUGAUCGAGGCCGGCCUGGCACACCGCGUGCUUCUCAUGUCGUACAGCGCCAAGUUUAGCGGGUGCCUGUAUGGACCAUUUCGCGAUGCCGCCGGGUCGUGCCCCUCCUUUGGAGAUCGUCGCUGCUACCAGCUGCCGCCCGGCGGUCGUGGCCUUGCUCGACGCGCGAUCAAGCGUGACAUAAAUGAGGGUGCUGAUAUUAUCAUGGUCAAGCCUGCGAGCAGUUAUUUGGAUAUUAUUCGGGAUGCCAAGGAUUUGGCUCAGGAUCUUCCCGUGGCUGCGUAUCAGGUCAGCGGUGAAUUUGCUAUGAUCCAUGCGGCCGCGAAGGCGGGCGUCUUUGACCUGAAAGCCAUGGCCUUUGAAAGCACCGAGGGUAUCCUCCGAGCAGGAGCUGGAAUUGUAAUCAGUUACUUUGUUCCGGAAUUCCUGGAAUGGUUGAGGUGA
This is a messenger RNA of Penicillium atrosanguineum, 1122 nucleotides long. RefSeq names its product porphobilinogen synthase HEM2. The record is from RefSeq and is a predicted model, not a curated record. Bases 1 to 1122 code for a protein of 373 amino acids. NCBI's taxonomy places the organism in Eukaryota, Fungi, Ascomycota, Eurotiomycetes, Eurotiales, Aspergillaceae. Gene Ontology annotation, cellular component: cytosol. The transcript has 2 exons. Gene Ontology annotation, molecular function: porphobilinogen synthase activity; zinc ion binding. Gene Ontology annotation, biological process: heme biosynthetic process.